ACAGCAAGAGCUGAGCUGUUCUCUCCCGGGGUACGGCUUUCAGAGCCUGCUGAAGAGAAGAGGCGAAGCUUGGAAGCUUGCCUUCCACCUUCAAGGGGCUUUUCUUUCAUUCCAGAAAAACUGCGUUUGCUGGCUGGAUUUUCGGAUUUUCACUCUUAUGUUUUAAACAAAUAGAAAAAGUAAACAAUGUCGGAGCACAGCAGAAAUUCCGAUCAAGAAGACACCCUCAGUGAGGAGCUUAAUGAAGAUGAGAUCUUGGCCAACUUGUCCCCUGAAGAGCUGAAGGAGCUGCAGUCGGAGAUGGAAGUCAUGGCCCCUGACCCCCACCUACCUGUAGGGAUGAUCCAAAAAGAUCAAACCAACAAGGCACCUACAGGAAACUUCAACCACAAGUCUCUCGUUGACUACAUGUAUCUGCAAAAGGCGUCUAGACGCAUGCUGGAGGAUGAACGAGUUCCCGUCAGUUUUGUGCAGUCUGAGGAAAACACUCAAAAACAUCAUGAAGUAAGAGACAAAGGCAUUAAAAACAUGCCCCAGUUUUUAAAAGAAAAGCUUAAUAGUGAAAUAGUUGCAAAUAAAAGAGAAUCUAAUGGGGGCAACAAUAUACAAGAAACAGAAGAUGAUGAUGAAGAAGAUGAAGAGGAGGAUGAGGAUGAAGAAGAUGAAGAGGAUGGAGAAGAUGAAGAGGAGGAUGAAGAUGAUGAAGAUGAAAACGCCAAUGAAAAAAAUGAAGCAAAGGAACAAACCCAGAACAAUUCAGGCGCCUGUCAGCAGCUGACCACGAAAGCACUAGAAGAACAAAAAGACAGACCAGAGACCAAAGAAAAACUUGAGAAAAAAAUAGCCAAAUUAGACCCUAAGAAGUUAGCUCUCGACACCAGCUUUCUGAAGGUAAGUGCAAGGCCUUCAGGGAACCAGACAGACCUGGAUGGAAGCUUGAGACGAGUAAGACAGAACGACCCGGACAUGAAGGAACUCAACCUGAACAACAUUGAAAACAUCCCCAAAGAAAUGUUACUGGACUUUGUCAAUGCCAUGAAGAAGAACAAACACAUCAAAAGCUUUAGUCUGGCUAACGUGGGUGCAGACGAGAGUGUAGCGUUCGCCUUGGCCAACAUGCUGCGGGAAAACAGGAGCAUCACCACGCUUAAUAUUGAGUCCAACUUCAUCACAGGGAAGGGCAUCGUGGCCAUCAUGAGGUGCCUCCAGUUUAACGAGACUCUCACCGAGCUGCGUUUUCACAACCAGAGGCAUAUGCUGGGCCACCACGCCGAAAUGGAAAUAUCAAGGCUUUUGAAGGCCAACAACACUCUGCUGAAGAUGGGCUACCAUUUCGAGCUUCCGGGCCCCAGAAUGGUGGUGACGAAUCUGCUUACCAGGAACCAGGAUAAACGGAGGCAGAAAAGACAAGAGGAGCAGCAGCAGCAGCAACUUAAAGAGCAGAGAAAGCUGAUAGCUAUGUUGGAGAAUGGGUUGGGGCUGCCCCCUGGGAUGUGGGAGAGGUUGGGAGGACCCAUGCCCGAUCCCAGAAUGCAGGAGUUUUUCCAGCCUUCAUCCGGACGGCCUCUCGCGGCUCAGGAAGUCCCCUUUGGUGGGAGAAAGGAAAUGAUGAAAAAUCCACCCCAACCUCCACAGUCCAUGACCGACCCUGACUCCUUCAGGGUGGUGAAGCUGAAGAGAAUUCAGCGCAAAUCUCGAAUGCCGGAAGCCAGAGAGGCACAGGAGAAAACCAACCUCAAAGAUGUCAUCAAAACGCUCAAGCCGGUGCCGAGAAAUAGACCACCCCCGCUCGUGGAAAUCACUCCCAGAGACCAGCUCUUGAAUGACAUCCGACACAGCAAUGUUGCCUACCUAAAACCGGUGCAGCUGCCAAAGGAAUUGGCCUAAGAGGCAGCAGGAUCGUCUAGAAGAACAGGACGUGAGCUGGAGGCUGUCUCACCAACAGCACAGGUGGCCGGACUGGGAACGUGGCUCCAUCCAGGCUGGGCAUUGUUUGGGCCGUGAGGAGACACAAGGAGAAGGAUACAGAGUCUCAGCGUUCACAGGCAGCAGGUUCCAGUUCUAAGAGUUUGACUGAGUUGGGUGAAAAUUGUAGAGUGAUGCUUCUAGAAGCAGAAGUUAACAUUUUUUUGGUAAACACUUAACUGUUGCUUCCUUCUGGUAAAUAACAAUAAAUCUGACAGAAGUGCGGACUGUUGCUUAUACUCC
Messenger RNA from Peromyscus leucopus (white-footed mouse), 2208 nucleotides. It is a transcript of the gene Lmod3, whose product is annotated as leiomodin 3. Gene Ontology annotation, biological process: myofibril assembly; pointed-end actin filament capping; muscle contraction. Gene Ontology annotation, cellular component: myofibril; striated muscle thin filament. The record is from RefSeq and is a predicted model, not a curated record. Gene Ontology annotation, molecular function: tropomyosin binding. NCBI's taxonomy places the organism in Eukaryota, Metazoa, Chordata, Mammalia, Rodentia, Cricetidae.